GGCUAAAACUGGCUGGCAGGGCAACACUCUCAACUUUCUGUUCCAGGCUUUGAAGCGUUCCAAAACUUUUUAAUUGACUUGGAGUGGAGGGGACAGAGAGAGAAAGGAGAGGAACAAGAGGAAGAAGACAAAGAUAAAGUACAACUAAAACCUUAGACUUCCACAGGAACAGGGGAACAGGUGGGCCAAGCUGAAAUAAGCGGUGUCUUGAAGCUGGAGGCAGGGGUCAUGGAUAUCAGGAUGCAACGAGAGGAGGCAUCAGCUCAGGAAGUAUUCAGCUAUGCCCAGAUGUCCACCCUGGAGCGAAACAGUGGGGUAGGAACGCUGAGUCGGCAUCUGGAGCAGGAGAGGUUGGAGAGAGACAGCUACACAGUGGAUGUCAGGGCCAGUGACCUGCAGUUGGAUCAGCCUGGGCCAUUACAUCCCUGCUUUAGCUACAGAGUCUGGCUUUACAGCAUCGUUAUAGGGAGCAGCUUGCUAAUAGUGGCAGCUUUCUCCCUCUACAUGGGUAAUGUGUUUCCAGAUGCAAUGGACUACCUGCGUUGUACUGCUGGAUCUAGUAUACCAGCUGCAGUGGUGAGCUUCACUAUUGCCAAGAAUAAACAAGUUGCAGUCUCUGACUUUCAAAUGGUGUAUGUGUCGUCCUUUGCAGUGACAACCACGUGUCUGGUGUGGUUCGGUUGUAGACUCGCCAUUAGUCCCUCAGCCAUCAAUAUUAACUUUAACCUGCUCCUGCUUAUUGUGCUGGAAGUGCUCAUGGCCAGUACUGUUAUCCUGUCAGCACGCUCAGCGGACGACUGGUGUGUUGGUGUGUGUCCAGUGUCUGUGGUUGUGACCCCAGCUUCGUUCCCUACUCGUCUUCUCAAGGCUUACGCCGUAAUUGAGGUUAUAUUGGGCAUCUCCACUGUAUUUGGAGGAAUUAUUGCUCUCAAUUUGGGUGCUCUCCUCCCAGAGCCAUAUCUUUCUGUCACUUUCUUCUGGAUUCUAGUAGCUUGUUUCCCCAGUGCCAUUGCCAGCCAUGUGGUGGCAGAAUAUCCCAGCAAGAGUCUGGUGGAAAUGCUGAUUGCUAUAAGUAGUGUGACCUCACCACUGCUUUUCUCAGCUUCUGGAUUUUUGUCCAACAGCGUGAUUAAUUUUAUUGAGAUCUUUCUGCAUGAUGUGCCAUUAGCAAAGCAGUUGAAUGACAUACUGCUGCUUGUCCUGAUGGGGCUGCUGCUGGUGCAAGCGGUGCUGACAUUAGCCACCAUAGUAAAGUGUGCUUCCUACAAGAGCCAGCUCCGCACAGGAGCUACUGAAUGGGACACACUACACAAAAAGUACUCUGAGCAACAAACAUCAAAUGGCACACUAAGGGAUUUUGACAGAGAGAAGACAUGGAAAGCAGUGGUUGUCCAGAUGGCCCAGUGACCAAAGAUACAGGCACCGGAAGCAAAAAACAGUGAGAAUAAAAGUGAAGGUACAAAUAUGGUGGAUGAUAAUGUCAGUUGGAAGAGACUCAUCUUGUUUUUUGGGUAUGAAAUUUACAGUUCUGACUGUCAUAGUUGUCAGCUGACCUGUCAUUUAUGAACUAUGUUCAAAAGUUUGGGGUUAAAACAUUUUAUUUUUGUAAGAAAUAAAUACUU
This is a messenger RNA of Sinocyclocheilus anshuiensis, 1622 nucleotides long. Its product is annotated as membrane protein MLC1-like. Gene Ontology annotation, cellular component: plasma membrane; endoplasmic reticulum; cytoplasmic vesicle. The record is from RefSeq and is a predicted model, not a curated record. Lineage: Eukaryota; Metazoa; Chordata; Actinopteri; Cypriniformes; Cyprinidae. Bases 229 to 1407 code for a protein of 392 amino acids. The transcript has 12 exons. Gene Ontology annotation, biological process: regulation of response to osmotic stress.